This is a messenger RNA of Motacilla alba alba, 2217 nucleotides long. Its product is annotated as TOG array regulator of axonemal microtubules protein 2-like. Gene Ontology annotation, molecular function: microtubule binding. Gene Ontology annotation, biological process: microtubule cytoskeleton organization. The record is from RefSeq and is a predicted model, not a curated record. NCBI's taxonomy places the organism in Eukaryota, Metazoa, Chordata, Aves, Passeriformes, Motacillidae. The coding region runs from base 1 to 2217 and encodes 738 amino acids. The transcript is spliced from 17 exons. Gene Ontology annotation, cellular component: cilium; cytoplasmic microtubule.
AUGAAGAAGGGGUCCUUGGGACCACCUUUGAUCCCCCCCAUACGCAAGGCACUAAGUCCCCCUCUUGGCAGUGCUGCGGGGUCUCUGCAAAGCUCUCCGCAGCUGGAAUGCCAGGAGUCCCAGGAGAUGAGGCCAGAAUGCAGCAGCCAAAACAAAGAGAACUGUGAAGAUGCAGGCCUCCGACUGAGCCAGGCCAAGGAGACAGAUCAUCCCACCAGUCCUGGUCUCACGAGUGACAAAGACCUGAGGGACGGCUUUGGAAAGAUCCGUGCUGCGUUGUGCAUGUUGGCUCAGAAGAACUUAGAGCGGAAGGAUGCAGAGCUCUUUGAGAGAGAGAUGAAGAAAAGGAGACAAAGGAAAACAUCCUCGCAGCUUCUUCCUGAGACAGUCGAGCCUGGGGAUGCAGCUGAAGCAACCUUUAGCCUACCACCUGUCGAUGGCACAGCUUCUAGAGGGCAGAGGAAACACCCUGGUAGUGCCUUGAAGAAGAAGGUCUUGAGGAAGCAGGACAACAUGCCCUUACUGCCCAGUAUGCCCAUCAUCCAUGGGGAUGGCAGCUUCCCACGCGGCUCCUCAGUGACCUCGCAGACGGCCACUGGUGCCGAGCGCCGAGAGGAGCCGCUCCGUGGGCAUGGGCAGAAGGACACGGCCUCUUCAGAUCCACAGCAGUCCUUGCUGGAGGCACUCUCCUUGCUCGGCAGCGAUGACUGGGAGCUGAAGGAGAAGGGACUCUUCAAGAUCAGACACCUGGCUGGGUCCCAUUCAGAGGUCCUGCUGUGUAGACUUCGUGACGUUUGCUUGGCAGUUACCAGCCAGGUGACCAACCUCCGUUCCAAGGUGUCCUACUCUGCAAUCGUCACUCUGGGAGAGCUCUUUGUGACCUUGAAGAAGGAGAUGGACUCUGAGGUGGAUGAGGUUGCUCGGGUCCUUCUCCAGAUGGUGUCAAACUCCCCAGAAUUUGUUCAGAAAGCAGCCAGUCAGACCCUGGGGAUCAUGGUGGAGACUGUGACUCCUGCACGAGCAAUGACUGCCCUCAUGGACAUGGGAGUCAAGAGCCGCCACGCCCAGGUGCGGAAGUGUGCGGCCAAACUCCUCCUGUCCCUGCUGGAGAGAAUUGGAGUCACAAAGCUCGCAGGCACCCCCAGGGCUGAGCGGCUGGCACACGUGGCAGGGAAGCUUGCUCAGGACUGUCACAAGGACACAAGGCAUUAUGGACAGGAGAUGGUGAAGAUGUUGCUCAAUCAUCAAAGAUUCAAAAUGCUUUUGGAACAAUCUCUUGCCACCUGUGACCUGGAAGAUAUUCUGAGAAGAAUUAAGAAGAAAGGGAUGGAAAACCAGAAGGGUGAAUGCCCAUCUGUCAAGGAGCCAGUGAAGAAGAGGAAUGAUGGCUCAAAGAAGCCCCAGGCCACAUUGUCUUCUCGUAAACGGGUGAAAUCUACCUCUGAUGGACACCUCCUACACCGUGCAAAAGCCCAGGUCACGUUACCUCCAGCUGUGGAAGGAACGGAGCUGCUCCAGAAGCUUUACAAUCUCCUGGAAGCCAAGGGCUUUCAGACACGGCUGGAAGGAGUGGCACUCCUCCAAGACCUGUGUAAAACCAGCCCCCAGCUCAUCUCCACUAACAUUGUCCAAAUUUUUGAUUAUUUUGUCCUGAGAAUAUCUGACAGCCACAAGAAAGUGAAGCAGAAGGCGCUGGACGUGCUGGCUGAAAUCACAGGCGUGCUGAAAGGUGCCUUGAACCCGGUGGUCAUCGGUUUGGUGGAAGGAAUAACAAAGAACCUGAACUCCAAGGAUCCCAGGGUUCGUGCCGCAGCUGUGAAAGCCCUGGAAGAAGCCAUUGCUCAUUUAGAUAAAGUAUCACUGCUGAAAGAGUUCAGCUACCAAUGGAAUCAACUGAGUGGCCAAGCUCUGCUGGAUGUCACCGAGCGUAUCACAGUGCUUGUGGAGUGGGUUUAUGCCAGCAGCCCUGAAGUGGUCCAGCGCUACGCCCUGCCCGUGCUCUGGUCCUUCCUGGAGAACAAGGCGCUGCCUGUCCGAAGCGCCAAUGUCCGCACUGUGGCCACCAAGCUUGCCUCUGCCCUCUACAAGGGGAUGGGCACCAAGCUGAAGAAAUGUGCUGCCAGCAAGCCUCCACAUUCAUGGCAGGGGGGCCUGAAGCAACUCCAGAGUGAGGACAAGGUGAAGGCGAUCAUGGCUCAGCCUCACACAGAGAUCUGA